Messenger RNA from Rana temporaria (common frog), 1235 nucleotides. RefSeq names its product L-lactate dehydrogenase B chain-like. The record is from RefSeq and is a predicted model, not a curated record. Bases 115 to 1119 code for a protein of 334 amino acids. Lineage: Eukaryota; Metazoa; Chordata; Amphibia; Anura; Ranidae. The transcript is spliced from 8 exons. Gene Ontology annotation, biological process: carboxylic acid metabolic process. Gene Ontology annotation, cellular component: cytoplasm. Gene Ontology annotation, molecular function: L-lactate dehydrogenase (NAD+) activity.
GUCACAGCUCCAGACCUAAACCAAGGCUCUGGCCACUCCUCUAGCUCAUUCAGUAAGAAGCUGAAGCCACAUUGAGAUCUCCCUCCAGCCUUCCACAGCCUAAGAUCAUUCACCAUGGCAACUGUACAAGGAAGCCUCCUUUCUUCCGUGGUAAAAGAGAAGACCAGUACUCCCAAGAACAAGGUGACAAUCGUAGGAGUUGGUCAAGUUGGCAUGGCCUGUGCCGUCAGCGUCCUUCUGAAGGAACUGCCUGAUGUGCUUGCCUUGGUUGAUAUCUUGGAAGAUAAACUGCAGGGGGAGAAGAUGGACUUGGAACAUGGAAGUCUGUUUCUUAAAACGCCAACCAUUGUGGCAAACAAAGACUACUCAGUAACAGCUGACUCUAAACUUGUUGUGGUCACUGGCGGAGUCCGUCAACAGGAAGGGGAGAGCCGUCUGAACCUUGUACAGAGAAACGUCAAUGUCUUCAAGUUUAUUGUCCCUCAGGUGGUAAAAUACAGCCCUGAUGCCACUAUCCUUGUGGUUUCCAAUCCAGUUGAUAUCAUGACAUAUGUAACAUGGAAACUAAGCGGUUUGCCACAGAACAAAGUCAUUGGAAGUGGAACCAACUUGGAUUCAGCAAGGUUUCGCUACCUAAUGGCCCAGAAACUUGGCAUCAACACUUCAAGCGUCCAUGGCUAUGUUUUGGGUGAACAUGGGGAUACCAGUGUUCCCAUUUGGAGUGGAGCGAAUGUUGGUGGAGUCGCCCUUCAGUCUCUUAAUCCUGAUAUUGGAACUGACAAGGAUUCAGAGAACUGGAAAGAUGUCCACAAAGAGGUAGUUUCCAGUGCUUAUGAUGUGAUCAGACUAAAGGGAUACACCAACUGGGCGAUCGGCAUGAGUGUGGCUGACCUGGCAGAGUCCAUCCUCAAGAACCUGAGCAGAGUCCAUCCUGUUUCAACCAUGGUAAAGGGCUUUUAUGGUAUUGAGAAUGAAGUCUUCCUGAGUCUCCCAUGUGUCCUGAACGCACAAGGUCUAGUUCAAGUUGUAAAUCAGAAACUGACCGAUGAUGAAAAGGCUCAGCUGCAGAAGAGCGCAGCGACCCUGUGGCAGAUCCAGCAAGAUCUCAAAGACCUCUGAAGUCCUAAUAAAAUGCCAUUACAGUACACACCUUGCCUUUCUAACAGAUUCCAUGUUUAUGUACACAGGUUUAUAGAGUAACAAUAGUUUUCAGAAUAAAAUCUGAUGGAACUGAA